AUGAACUCACCGCAGCGUCCAUUAGCGCGUACGCUCGUGGCACACUCACCGGAGCGUGAUAAACAACCGCCACCGAUCCCAACCGGCAACGACCUAGAGUCCUCGCUUCUCCAAAUCUUCACCGAUCAUCAGCACACCUCUCUCCGUCUCCGCGAAACCACCGGUUUUGUGAUUGAGACAGAGAGAGAGAAGAAAGAAGCGGUGAGAAAUGCGUUGAGAGUGGCGGAUUUGUUGGUGGAUGGAGUGAAUGGAGGAGUGCAGGAAUCCUUCGUUAAUGAGAAGCGAAUUGAAAUGGAGAUUAGAGCUUUGGCGGCGAGUAUUGCGAAGUUUAUGAAGCAGAGUGACCAGUGGCUUACUGCUACUCAUUCUAUUAAUACUGCUAUUAAGGAGAUUGGGGACUUUGAGAACUGGAUGAAGACUAUGGAAUUUGAUUGUAAAAGCAUAACCACAGCGAUACAUAACAUUCACCAAGAAUGA
Molecule: messenger RNA, 477 nt
Organism: Dovyalis caffra
Lineage: Eukaryota; Viridiplantae; Streptophyta; Magnoliopsida; Malpighiales; Salicaceae
Source: the annotation of a GenBank genome assembly